GAUAUGUUAAUUCGAGGUGAGAGGAUGGAUUUCAAAGCUUCCAAACAGUCUCUUCAAUUAUCUUCCUUUGCCUUUGUUUUAUGGGUUUUGGGUUUUGGCUUUUGAACUAAACCCAUCUCCCACUCUCUCAACAUGGCUCUUCUUCACCCACACUUUGCUUUUCAAACCUUCUCACCCUUACCAAAAAUCCCUUCUUUCACAACUCCAAAACCCAUCUCUUCUUUUCCACUGUCAGCCAUAAAAACCCAUCACCAAAGCUCGCUCUUUUCCUCCAAUGUCCAAACACCCUUUUCUCUCUCAACACUUCCCAGAAAGCUUCUUUGUAAACCCCCUCAAGGAAAACAUGUCAGAGAAGACUAUCUCGUGAAGAAGUUGUCUGCUCAGGAGAUUCAGGACCUGGUAAAGGGAGAAAGAAAUGUGCCCCUCAUAAUAGAUUUUUAUGCUACAUGGUGUGGACCUUGUAUUCUGAUGGCUCAAGAACUAGAGAUGCUUGCAGUGGAGUAUGAAAGCAAUGCAAUGAUUGUAAAAGUCGAUACAGAUUAUGAAUAUGAAUUCGCUCGUGACAUGCAGGUAGAAUCAUUUACUCAUCUUUGUUCUAAUUGCAUAUGUUACUUUCUUAAGUUCUUUAACUGCAGAGAUGAAGCCAUGAAAAAGUUUGUCGUAUUUUCCAUCAUGGCAGGUGCGAGGAUUGCCUACAUUAUACUUCAUUAGCCCUGACCCGAAAAAAGAUGCAAUCCGGACUGAAGGGCUCAUUCCAAUACAGAUGAUGCGGGACAUCAUUGAUAACGAGAUGUGAGUAGGGGCAGGAGCUUCCAUGAAGCAAGACUGGUUGAAAAUUUUGCAAAGAAGACUGGAUCGAAACGAAUUAGCCUAUCCUCGUCGAGGCUCUUACUUCUGAGGUCUUUCUGGUCAUAUUUUAUUAACUAGAGUGUUGUGAGGUUGAGUUUGUGAAAAUUGACAUGAUGUUAGGUAGGUUGGGAUUGUAUUAUACUGAGUAGAAGCCACGAAAUACUCUCAUAUCUUGUGGUGUUGUACUACUACCAUAUGAGUUUAUCAUAAGGAGUAGAUAGAGAAGUUAAUUAAAAAUCAAAUCAUGAUUUUGAGGCAAAACACACGCCAGAUUUUGAUUUUCAAAGAGAAGCUUUGUCUGCAA
Molecule: messenger RNA, 1153 nt
Organism: Cannabis sativa
Lineage: Eukaryota; Viridiplantae; Streptophyta; Magnoliopsida; Rosales; Cannabaceae
Product: thioredoxin-like protein CITRX, chloroplastic
Exons: 3
Coding region: 133-711 (192 amino acids)
Biological process (GO): cell redox homeostasis; plastid organization
Cellular component (GO): thylakoid
Molecular function (GO): protein-disulfide reductase activity
Source: RefSeq, a predicted model, not a curated record